CGUCCUAACAACAUCCCGAAUGUAUCCGAGACGUCGUGGAAGCAUCUUAGAACGUCCUGAGCACACGCAGAAUAAUCUUGACGUUUCGUGCUACGUGGGAUAUCGGUCUCUGAAUUUCUUCGAGUGAAGUCCCAUUUGGAUAAUCGAGACAACAAAAACCGGUCUACUGCAGCGUCGAUCAGUUACCCGCCAUUGACGCGUAGUGACGCGGAGCCGCGCUGCGUCUCGUGGAGAAAACUAUGCGAGAUCCUGAUCUGACAGAUAUCCUGGAGCUGUCAAAUGAUACGUCCGAGAUGGAUCUCAGCAUACACCCGGAAAGACAGAGAUUCCCCUUCUGCGUCGUCUGGACACCGUUGCCCUUCCUAACAUACAUACUGCCUUUUAUUGGACACAUGGGCAUAGCAACGUCGGCGGGAGUGAUAAGGGACUUCGCAGGGCCUUACCACGUCUCCGAGGACGACAUGGCAUUUGGCAAGCCCACCAAAUACUGGCAGUUGGACUAUACCAAAGCCAAAGGAGGUGUACAGGGAUGGGAUGCAGCUGUGGCAGAAGCUAGCGAAAUUUAUAAAACUAGAAUGCACUACUUAUGUUGGGACAAUUGUCAUUCGCAUGUAGCUCAAGCCUUGAACUUAAUGGCGUAUGACAGCUCGAGCAAUUGGAACAUGGUGAAACUUGCGUUUUAUAUGCUGAUCUAUGGAAAAUAUGUCAGUGUACUGGGAUACCUUAAGACUUGGUUACCUUUUUGCUUACUCGUCAUAAUUGUACUCGGACUAAGUCUAUAUUUAAGUAUAUAAAUGUGCGUAUAAGCGGAAUAAUUAUGACCGCUAUUAAUUUAAGUACGAAAAAACGUACAUUUUGAAAUACUCUCCAUGGAAAUCUGGUGAACAAACGUGCAAGCAUACAGCUCAGUUGAAUCAAAGUGCUUGGCAUUGUAAUUUACGUUGCUUAUAAUUCAGUAUUAUAUGCUGGAAUAUUAAUCAGGAUUUUGUAUACACAAGAAAUAUAAGGAAUUAUACCAGUGAAGGUAAUAUAUCUAUCCGCAUUUGUGUGUAGAAACAUUUGUGUAUCGAACAAUUUAUCAGAUUUAUGGUUCAUAACUUACAAUGCACAUUUAUAUGUAUACAUAUAUAUUACCUAUAAAA
Messenger RNA from Dinoponera quadriceps, 1142 nucleotides. Its product is annotated as transmembrane protein 222. NCBI's taxonomy places the organism in Eukaryota, Metazoa, Arthropoda, Insecta, Hymenoptera, Formicidae. The transcript is spliced from 4 exons. The coding region runs from base 240 to 794 and encodes 184 amino acids. The record is from RefSeq and is a predicted model, not a curated record.